Prorocentrum cordatum is the source of this 897-nucleotide messenger RNA. NCBI's taxonomy places the organism in Eukaryota, Dinophyceae, Prorocentrales, Prorocentraceae. The record is from the annotation of a GenBank genome assembly.
AUGCGGGCCGGAGCCCUGCGGCGCAUCAAGCAGUACGCGCGCCGCCCCAUACGGCCCGUGACGAUCCAGCAGCUGCUGAGCCGGUCGCGCGGGGUCUCGGACAGCGACCACGUUGAGCAUGCCGAGUGGCUGCGGGAGCAGCUCCCGGUGCGGUUGGCACACCGGCUCUCCGACUUCAUGCAGCUGCCCUACGUCGUCCUGCUCAACGCGCGGUUCCACGAGAUGUUCCGCCUCAACUUCCAGGCCUUCGACAGCUCGAAGAACGCGGCGCCCGUCCACGACGCGGCGAGCUCGGCCGAGUUCGCCGAGGUGCUGCACCGCCUGGUACGCAGCACCGACGACAUGGUGCGGACGAUGCAGGAGGGCUAUGGCGAGCUCCAGAUGCUCCUCGGUGACCUGGUGGAGCUCGACAGUUUCAUAGACCGGGUGUUCGUGACGCGGAUAGGCAACCGCCUGCUCGCCGAGCACUACGUCGCGGUGGACGAGGCCCGCGCGCGCGGCGGCGGCCAUGCCGGGGUGGUGCGGCAGGACUGCCGGCCUGCGGAGAUUGCGGAGGCGCUGUCCCGCAGCCUGGGCGACCGCUUCCAGGAGCGCUACGGCGCACGGCCUCUCGUGGUGGUAGAAGGCCAGACGGACACCGAGUUUUCCUUCGUGCCGGAGCACCUCGACUUCGUGCUCCAGGAGGUGCUUAAGAACGCGAUGCGAGCGACGGUCGAGGCGCAUAUCGCGUCCGGCUCGAGGCUGCCGCCGGUGUCGGUGGAGAUAAUGAAGGGUUCCUUCGACGUGACCCUCAAGAUAUCCGACGCUGGCGGGGGCAUGCGCAGGGACACCCUCGAUCGAAUUUGGAAGUACGGCUACACCAGUCCACGCAGGACCCAGCGUCGCAGGCAGUGCUGA